AUGGCUGCACGAUUCGUCGCAAUCCUCCUCCUCGCCACGCUCGCCUUCGCCUCGGCGAACGACGGGCCGAAUACCCUUACCUCCCAACUGAGAUCUGCGGGAUGCUCGGGUUUCGCCAAGCUACUGGAGCAAGCCGAUAUGGUGACGGAGCUUGAAGGGAAGCUGGACUCAGGCGAAGCUACCCUUUUCGUUCCUUCCGAUGACUCGCUCAUGUACAAGGUGUCUCCCGCACUCCUCGCGUACCUCAAGGCGCCGGUUAACAAAGAUAUCCUCCGCAAGGUGCUGCUCUUCCACGUCGUUCCGGAGCGCAUUUCCGCCUUUAAGUGGGACGGCGAUCAUGUCACCCUGGAGGGCUCCCCCGCCGUGCUCCGCAUGGACGCGCUAGCGUUUUACGUGUCGAACGUCGCUGUUAAGGAGUACAACGCGAUCAUCUCCAAGGACGCCGUCGUGCACUCGAUCCGCGGCCUGCUCAUCCCGCCGUCGCUCGAGGAGGCUCUCGGUUCCAUUGACUUCGGCGCCGUCGACGUUCAGGAGGAUGAUGGCCGCCGUAUCCUCGCCUCUCCUGGCUCCGCAGCCUCUCCCUCUGCUCCCCCUCCUCCUUCUCCUCCUACUCAGCCCACCGUCUCGCCGUCUCCUCCCGCUACCCCUCCUCCCUCCACUUCCUCGCCUCCUCCUCCCAAGCCAUCAGCCAGGAUCGUUGCCGGCCUCCGGUGGUUCGUGUCGGUCGCAGCCGUCGCCGCUUUCGCUCUUGUGUUGUAA
Closterium sp. Yama58-4 is the source of this 759-nucleotide messenger RNA. The record is from the annotation of a GenBank genome assembly. NCBI's taxonomy places the organism in Eukaryota, Viridiplantae, Streptophyta, Zygnematophyceae, Desmidiales, Closteriaceae.